Molecule: messenger RNA, 1878 nt
Organism: Fusarium sp. VM40
Lineage: Eukaryota; Fungi; Ascomycota; Sordariomycetes; Hypocreales; Nectriaceae
Source: the annotation of a GenBank genome assembly
AUGCUUUUUGGAAACCUCUUGCUGGCCCUCUUGGCCUGGCUCUUUAUGUCUUGCGUCGAGAGUCUUCAUAUCACUCCGGAGACUGCCGAUGAUCAUUUGCGUAGCGUUUACGACUACAUCAUUGUCGGAGGAGGCACAGCUGGGUUAACUAUCGCUAACCGACUCUCGGAAAACUUUGCAGUUUCGGUUCUUGUUCUCGAAGCCGGGCCUCUGGACAAUGCAAGAAACCUUUCGAUUCCUGGUGGCCUACUCCCAGUUCCAGGAACAAUCGGGUCAGGCGGUUGGCAGAAGUACCAAUGGGGUUUGACCUCGGAGCCACAGACCUAUCUUAACGGCCAGAAUGUUGGAAUUCCCCAAGGAAGGGCUGUUGGUGGAAGCUCCAUCCUCAAUGGCCUUUGUUGGUCGAGGGGUUCCAUGUCCGACUACGAUGGCUGGGAAAAGCUAGGCAACGAGGGCUGGUCUUGGAAUGACCUCCUUCCUUACUUCAAAAUGUCCGAGACAUUCACUUUCAAUGUUGAGCAUCGUGACGCUGAACAGCUUCAUAUUCACCCUGAGUCAGCUGUGCAUGGAUACAACGGGUCGGUGCACGUCUCAUACCCUCGAUACUUUUAUGACCAAUCUUUCAACGUUUUAGAGGGUUUCGCAGAACUUGGUUUGCCCAUCAUUGGCGAUGUGAACAACGGGACAGCUGCAGGCGCCAUGAUCCUCCCCUCAAGCAUGGAUCCUGACAACCAAACGAGGUUCGAUGCUAGAGAGGCUCACGUUAAUUCGGCGUCUCAUAGAUAUAAUCUACAUAUCGCAACAAACCAGACUGUCACGCAGCUUCUUUUGGAUAGUCAUAGGGGUUAUAACUCAAGUCGACGAGUGGUUGGAGUUGAGUUCGCGCAAGACGAAAAGUCCAAGACACGGGUAAUUUACUGCAACCGAGAAGUCAUCGUCUCUGCUGGUGCUGUUUUCACCCCUACUUUGCUUCAGGUAUCAGGCAUCGGGCCAUCAGAUGUCCUUAAAUCACUCGACAUCCCGGUCAAGAUUGAUCUCCCUGGCGUUGGAUACAAUCUGCAGGACCAUCCUAUGGUAUAUGCCAACUAUUAUUAUCGGAACAGUUCCUAUUUCAGGAGCGACGAGAUAGUUGACGAUGUGUAUGAUGAAGUUGCUCACGAGUACAUCCAGAACAGAACUGGCCCCUGGACAGCACCACUCAUCAACACGAAAUUUUUGAACAAGAGUUCCGCAAAUGGUAUUCCUUCUACUACUCCCAGCUCAGUCCAAAAAGGCUAUAUAAUACAAAAGGAAAUUCUCAGAGGGCAAAUCCUUCGCAACGACACGGGCAUCUUCGAGAUCAUGGCGAACUCAUGGGGGCAACUUACCGUUGCUGCACAAAAGACCUUCUCCCAUGGCACCGUUCGACCUUCGACAUCUUCCAUGUUUGACCAGCCUGUAAUCGAUCCUAGAUACUGCUCCGAUUCUAUCGAUUGCGAAAUCAUUGUCCUAGGUCUUCAACUCAACACAAAGUUGAUCAACACCAAAGCGAUGAGGGAGCUGAUGCCUGAGCCGGAGUCGGCAUUCGAUACAGCAGACGGUAAGACUUUGAUGCGCCAGGUAAUGGAUAAGAUUGCGACAGAAAGACAUCCCUCAGGAACGGCAGCCAUGAUGCCUCUAGAGCUGGGAGGUGUCGUAGACUCGGAACUGAGAGUGCAUGGUACAUGCAAUUUGCGUGUUGCAGAUGCCAGCAUCAUACCCAUUAUUCCCUCGGCGCACCUGCAAGCUAGAGUCUAUGCUAUCGCUGAGAAGGCUGCAGACAUGAUUAAGUCGGCCAAGUUGGAUUGCCCUACUGGCUCAAAACUUCCUAUACCUCCCAAGAUUCGACCGAUAAUUUGA